Messenger RNA from Micropterus salmoides (largemouth bass), 665 nucleotides. RefSeq names its product pheromone-processing carboxypeptidase KEX1-like. The coding region runs from base 49 to 567 and encodes 172 amino acids. The transcript is spliced from 7 exons. Lineage: Eukaryota; Metazoa; Chordata; Actinopteri; Centrarchiformes; Centrarchidae. The record is from RefSeq and is a predicted model, not a curated record.
ACCGGAGGAUGAGCCCAGCCGACUGAACGGACGACGAGGUUGACUGUGAUGGCACGGACUCAAAUUUGGACUUUGAGGACAAGAAUCGUGGGGCAAAUAAGAGUUUGCAGCAGAGAGCAACCCAGUGGACACGCUGUAGUGGACAGUGAUGGAGAAGAGGGGAAGUCAAACAAUGAACCUGAAAGACAGUCCCUUGAUGACCACACGGACAGAUACAGUGAUGGCACGGACGCAAGCUUGGACUCUGACUUUGAGCACCCCCUCGACGGCCAUACAGAUGAUGAUGAUGAUGGUGGUGAUGAUGAAGAUGAUAAUGGGCCAACUUCUGAUUCUGAACACAUGGUUAAUGAUGACAUGAUGAGGUCCCCACUAUACAGAGGAGCAUCUGUUACUCUUGGGCAAACCAUUCUACUUCUGAUGGCCUUUGCUGGAACCGUGGGAUUGACACAAGAUGGUCUGCAAAAACUUCUUCAGAUUUUAAUUCUUGUUCUACCACCAGAUUGCCACUUGCCAGCCACAAAAUCUCUUCAAAAAACUAUUCAAAACUGGGAAAUAUGUUUUUCAUAGAUAUUGCCCCAACUGCUUUUGUCUUUUGGAUAAUAAUAAAUGUAAGACCUGCCAUCAGGUGUUUGACAAAAAUGAACUAAUAAAAAAAUGGAAACUUU